Colius striatus (speckled mousebird) is the source of this 1626-nucleotide messenger RNA. It is a transcript of the gene EXOSC6, whose product is annotated as exosome component 6. The coding region runs from base 22 to 858 and encodes 278 amino acids. Lineage: Eukaryota; Metazoa; Chordata; Aves; Coliiformes; Coliidae. The transcript has a single exon. Gene Ontology annotation, biological process: rRNA catabolic process; poly(A)-dependent snoRNA 3'-end processing; U4 snRNA 3'-end processing. Gene Ontology annotation, cellular component: nuclear exosome (RNase complex); cytoplasmic exosome (RNase complex); nucleolus. The record is from RefSeq and is a predicted model, not a curated record.
GCCGGGCCGUGCCGCCGCGCCAUGCCGCUGGAGCAGCGCCGCCUGCGCGGCCCCGACGAGUCGCAGGCGCCCGAGGUGUGGGCAGCGGCCGCGGGGGAGCGGGAGGAGGAGGAGGAGGGGGCUGCGGGGGGCAUCCCGCGGGACCCCUGCGCCCUGCGGCCGCUGUUCGCGCGGGCCGGGCUGCUGAGCCAGGCCGAGGGCUCGGCCUACGUGGAGCUGAGCGGCGGCACCAAGGUGCUGUGCGCGGCCUGGGGCCCGCGGGAGGCGGCCGAGCCCGGCGGGGCCGCGGCGGCCGGGGGGCGGCUGCUGUGCGAGUUCCGGCGGGCGCCGUUCGCGGGGCGCGGGCGGCGGCCGCGGCCGGGCUCGGCGGCGGAGCGGGAGGCGGAGCGGGAGGCGGCGGCGGCGCUGCGGGAGGCGCUGGAGCCGGCCGUGCGGCUGGGCCGCUACCCGCGGGCGCGCCUGGCCGUCAGCGCGCUGCUGCUGCAGGACGGCGGCUCGGCGCUGGCCGCCGCCAUCAGCGCCGCGGGGCUCGCCCUGGCCGACGCCGGCGUGGAGAUGUACGACCUGGCGGUGGGCUGCGCGCUGGCGCGGGGCCCCGGGCCCGCCGAGCCCUGGCUGCUGCAGCCGGCCGAGCCCGAGGAGCGCCGCGCGGCCGCCCGCCUCACCGUGGCCCUCCUGCCGGCGCUCAACCAGGUGUCGGCCGUGCUGGGCGGCGGCCGGGGCGGCUCCCCGGACGCCUGGGCUCGGGCGCUGCGCCUCGGCCUGGACGGCUGCCACCGGCUGUACCCGCUGCUGCGGCAGAGCCUGCUGCGGGCCGCCCGCCGCCGCCACGCCGCCGCCGCCACCGCCACCGCCUGAGCGCCCGCGGGGGGCGCCUGCGGGGACCGCCCUUCUCCGGCGGGGGGCGGCCCCGAGCCUGCCCAAACAGCGCUUCUCCGGCUGGGGGCGGCCCCGAGCCUGCCCAAACAGCGCUUCUCCGGCUGGGGGCGGCCCCGAGCCUGCCCAAACAGCGCCCGGCGCCGGCCUCAAACGGCUUCGCGCUGCCCGGGAGCCCAAGGAGCUGCACACGUGGCUGGAGGAAUCGAGGCCGGCUCAAGGACAUCCCCAGCCACCCUGGAGCAGCCCAGAACCUGCCUGAGGAGCCCCCGUGCUGCAGGACACCCUUCCCAAGUGAUCCAAACAACCCCCCGGCAUCAGCCUGAAACGGCCCUCAUGCUGCUGGGGAGCCCAAGGAGCUGCACACAUAGCUGGAGGAACCAAGAGGCCGGCUCAAGGACAUCCCCAGCCACCCUGGAGCCUGCCUGAGGAGCCCCCAUGCUGCAGGACACCCUUCCCGAGUGACCCAAACAGCCUCCUGUGCAGCCCAAGCCCCUGAGGAACAGGCUCCAUGCUGCAGGACUCUGCCCAACACCACUGUGCAAGCAGCCCCCUGCGCUGUGGGGACCCCACACCGUACCCAGGGUGGUCCCAGCCCCAGGGUUGAGACCUCAGGCUGAGCUGCCCACCACAGGAACCAUGGCGUGGCACAGACUGCACAUCCCUUGGACCUCGUGCCCAGGCAGGGCUGCAGUGACAGAUGUGGCUUGUUGUUGUGGGGUUUUUAAUAAUAAAUGGAGUUUUUCUGCC